AUGAAGGUUCCUUUCCAAAAGUUGUUGCCAACGCUGGCGUUGGCUUCCUACGGCAAUGCCUGGGUUCUUGACUCAGCAUGCGAUACUCUUGGGGCGACCGAUGUGGUUACAACUGGCAUGAACGAUGCUUUCGCACUUGCUCAGGCUGGAUUAGACGUAUGGAAUUCCCUUAACAGCGGGACACAUACCCAGGCAGAGCUUGACCUUCUUGAAAAUAUGUUCGCAUGGGCUGUUGUCUUCAGCGGCGUGAUGGGCUUUGAAACUCUGAAGUCAAGUAAGAAAGGGUUACCCUCUACUGAAGUGAUUAUAUACUGUGAUUACUCUCGGUACAAGACGAAUAGGAAUUGCGAGGGACAGAGGAAACUUGGGUUCGCUUGCGAUACAGAUAAUAAUCAGAUCGCUAGAAUGGGAAUGUCUUGGCACGGUUGCAAGAAUGUCAAGACAUCAGGUAUCAUGGGAAUGACUGAUCUGAAUCUUUUUUCCGCCGCACAAAUUGAUAUCUGCAAAGGCUAUCUGGAAUUCUUCACCAAGGGCGAGAAAAAGUUUUUGACGUCUUUGAAUAUUGUCGAGAGGCUUUUUAAGCCCGUGAGCAACUAUUUUACUAAAAAGGCGCUAUCGACCCCGAUCGAUGGCCUCGCCUUGUUCGACCACACGAUGCUCCAUGAGAUGACUCAUGCUGUGAAGAAUCGCGGGGGAGACCAAGAUACUGCCACAGAUGAUAGUGGAGGGAUGUUUAAAAGCUAUGGUUGGAAGAAUUGUAUGACCUUGGGGCAAUCCCUAUCAUCCAACGCAGACGCAUAUAAGAAUGCGGAGAGCUUUGCGUACUUUGGGCUUGUUGCAAGAUUGAUGCAUCCCCCAGGUGGUCAGCCUGGGAAAACUGCAACCAAGGAUGGCAAUGUUGUCGAUCUCAGCGAAUACCAAUCGCACAACCAGCAGAAUAUUGGCUUAGAGGCUCGCAACGAGCUAAGUGGGAAUGAACCCAACCCCAUGAAGCCCGACCACAAGAAGCCCAACCACAAGAAGCCCGACCACAAGAAGCCCGAUCACAAGAAGCCCGAUCACAAGAAGCCCGAACCACUUUCUCCUAGUUCCCCUUCAAGCACCAUACCCCAUCACAACGGGACUAGGAGUAUCAGUGGCAUACCUGGGCCAUCCACCCCCCUUCUACCUACUACGACUUCAUCUAAGACGGAUUCAACCUCGAAGCAACCGGGCAGUGCUUCACAAGCAUCCGGGAGUGGGCAACCUAGUGACCCUUCCAAAACACUUGGAGGUGGACACUCUAGCAUUCCAUCCCAGACGCUUAGCAGUGCGUCCAAUUCAUCACCAGACCCGAGCUCAGGUGCGGGAGGCCCAACAGGCUCCUCGUCAACCCCAGGCAUCACCUCUGCGCCUAGCACUUCAUCACCUAGUGCAAUUCCAUCAACUGUUAUACCUAUCACUAGCGGGGACUCAAGCACACAAAUCACCUACGUCUCGACUCGCACUAGCUCUGAAGGUGGGCGACCUACCCCAGUGUGGAUUUGCACAGGAUCCCUUUGCGAUCAGGGUAGCAAGUGCAUUAUCCCGGCCUUUUGUUCGGAUGAAAGUGGCAGCGGCGCAUCCUGGGGGCUUUGCUGCAGUUGGACUCCAGACCUCCCCUCAGAUGGUGGAGGUGGUCCCCCUGCAGGUGGACCUUCGCCAGGACCCGGGGAUGGAGGUGACGACAAUCCGUCUCAUUCUUCAGAUUCAGAAUCAUCUACUAGCAGCGAUGGCAGCUCUAGUAGCAGUGACAGUACUACGACCACCACACCAAGCACUAGUGCUAGCAGUACAAGCACUCCCAGCAGUACGAGCACUCCCAGCAGUACGAGCACUCCCAGCAGCACGAGCAACCCCGGCAGUACGAGCACUCCCAGCAGCACGAGCACCCCCGGUAGUACGAGCACUCCCAGCAGCACGAGCACCCCCGGCAGUACGAGCACUCCCAGCAGUACGAGAACUCCUCGCAGCACGAGCACUCCCAGAAGCUCUGUCUCAGCUGCAACGGAAAGUGCAAUCUAUGACAACUGGAAUUGGAUGCAUGACAGUAACUGGCUGAAUGAGCAGCAAUCUGCGCUCCAUGCGAUGCUUUCUGCAACCGGUUCUGCCUCUUCUUCUUCUCGGAGCAGUAGUACUCCUCUCAAAACCAGAACUUCCAGAAUUUCCAGGACUUCCAAAUCUUUCACAACCAAGCCCAAAGGUUCAUCACCGCCAGGGAUACCGGGGGGUACUAGUAUUCCAUACACACCCACUGACCCAGGCACUCCUAUCUCGUUCACACCUGAAUCAGAUACACCGACACCCACACCGAGUGAUUAUUACUACUAUGAUCCCUUCUACCCAUUCUAG
Molecule: messenger RNA, 2370 nt
Organism: Penicillium lagena
Lineage: Eukaryota; Fungi; Ascomycota; Eurotiomycetes; Eurotiales; Aspergillaceae
Exons: 8
Coding region: 1-2370 (789 amino acids)
Molecular function (GO): metallopeptidase activity
Source: RefSeq, a predicted model, not a curated record